Messenger RNA from Austrofundulus limnaeus, 2187 nucleotides. It is a transcript of the gene avpr2l, whose product is annotated as arginine vasopressin receptor 2, like. Gene Ontology annotation, molecular function: peptide binding; vasopressin receptor activity. Bases 1070 to 1987 code for a protein of 305 amino acids. Gene Ontology annotation, cellular component: plasma membrane. The transcript has 2 exons. The record is from RefSeq and is a predicted model, not a curated record. Gene Ontology annotation, biological process: cellular response to hormone stimulus; positive regulation of vasoconstriction; regulation of systemic arterial blood pressure by vasopressin. Lineage: Eukaryota; Metazoa; Chordata; Actinopteri; Cyprinodontiformes; Rivulidae.
UUAAUGUGACUGAAAAUUAAAAGUGCAUCUUUAAAAGCUGACUUGUGAGAAGAAAAGCAAUUAUUAGAUUAGCAGCUCUUCCAUAAUAACCCAAAUCUUUAAAAAAAAACACCUGCAAAGUCCAUUCCAUUUUUUAAAGAAUAUUCUGGUUUUAAUCAUUUUUUGUGAACUUUUAGUGUUUGACAUUUGGACAGAAUAACUGCUCCUUUCACUCUUUUUUCAGUCACGCUCUCUUCUAUCUGAACAUCAGAACUUUAAACCUCCAAGUGCAAAUAAGAGAGCCUGCACAAAACGUCCAGUAUUAAUCCAACACAUUCUGACUCAGUCAUUCCUUUAAAGGAAUAAAAUGAACAGGCUGUCGCUCAAAGACAGAGCGAGGAAAACAUUCUUACAUUAUUCUGAUCUCACUCUGGAUUUCAUAUAAGCUGUGAUGCAACAUGGAAUAACCUGCAAAAAUGAUCUGAAAUUACAGUCACUUCAGUUCAAAUCAACCUUACUUUAUCACUAACCUGUCAAUGUUUUAUGAUAUUAAGUAUGCUUUGUACUGUUUUUUAAGUUAUAUGUUUUGUUUUUAUUCAUUUUGUAUUUUCAUCUGAUGUGUUAUUUGUGAUGUUUUUUUGUUUCUCCUUCACUUUUUCCUGUCUCGGUACCCGCCUGCCAGGCUGAGAUUGUAAAUAAGAAGUUAUUCUUAGUGUUUUGCCUGGUAAAAUAAGUUUAAAAAAUAACGAAUUUAUGAGCUAACAUUUGAUGUGGUGACAUUAUGAGAAUAUCCUUAAAGGACCAAAAUGAUUAAGAUUUUAUAAUGAAAAGCAGCAGGCAACACGCGCCCCUUCACGUUAUAUUUAAAAUGGUUUGUUAUCUAAAAUGUAUAAAAUAUAUUUCAGUUGCUCUUUUUGUUUGCUUUGACUCCCCCUCUACGCUUCCGCCCCUCACAGAGUGGCGCGCGCUCACAGGAGAGCGCGGGUCAAAUACACUACAACACGAUACAAAAACAUGUGGAUAUUGCUGAGGGGUGUUCAUUCAGGUUAGGCUUUAAAGAGAAAAUAAAUCAAGUCGGACUGGCGCCUACAUGGAAGCCAGCAGGGCUCCGGGAAAGGCAGCGGAUGGCGAAGACGAAUCCGCGCGUUUGGCGCACCUCAGAGCCGCAGUCCUGGCGUUGGUUUUUGCGCUCGCAACUUGCGGCAACUUCUUCUUCCUGGGCACCCUGUGGAGGAGGAGGAAGAGGAACACGAGGACCCAGCUGUUCCUCCUGCACCUGUGCCUGGCGGACCUGGUGGUCGCCUUCUUCCAGGUCCUGCCGCAGCUCUCCAUGGAAAUUACGCACCGGUUCCGAGGCACGGACUUCCUGUGCCGCUCCGUGAAGUACCUGCAGGUGGUCGGCAUGUUCGCCUCCGCCUACAUGAUCGUGGCCAUGGCCAUAGACCGGUACCACGCGGUCUGCACGCCCAUGGUGUCCUUCCUGGGGGGCUCGUUCAGGAGGUACCUCUCCAUCGGCGCGGCGUGGCUCAUCUCGCUGCUCUUCAGCUGUCCGCAGCUCUUCAUCUUCUCUCUGCGGGAGGUCGAGGAGAGGCAGCUGGACUGCUGGGCCACGUUCAUCGAGCCGUGGGGGAGCAGGGUCUACAUCAGCUGGAUCACCCUGUCCGUGUUCGCGCUGCCCGCCGUCAUCCUGCUCUACUGCCAGAUGAGAAUCUGCACAACCAUCUACUUCAACAUGAAGAGGAAGGCUCUGCAGUCGGGGCGCGCGGGCGCCAAGGGGGUCUCCAACGCCAUGCUGAAGACCGUGAAGAUGACUUUUGUUAUAAUUAUGGCUUACACCGUGUGCUGGAGCCCGUUCUUYGUUGUGCAGCUGUGGUCUGCAUGGAGCCCUGACAGCGCUCCAACACAAGGCCCAAUAUUUUCAAUAAUCAUGCUGCUGGCAAGUCUCAACAGCUGCACCAACCCCUGGAUAUAUCUCUACUACAGCUCAAAGGGAUGCUUAAAAGGAUAGUUAAUAUCUUACCUGUUGUAGAUCACUUUUUGGGACUUUAUUAUUAUUAUUUUUAUAGAAAUAAACUAAUUCUGGGAGUGGCACGGUGACUCAGUUGGUAGAGCUGAAGGUGGCCGGAUCAAAUCCUGACCCGGGGACCUUUCUGGGUAGAGUUUGAAAGUUCUCUUCGGGCAUGUGUGGGUUCUCUCCGGGCACUCCAG